UGGCAAGAAAACAUUUAGCAAAAUCCUUAUAAAAUGUUGGACUAUCUGUAUUAUCUUGGGAAGCUUUGCUAAAACAGCAGCAAAGUAGGCCUACGGUUGUUGGGGGUGGAGAUACUAAAGAGUUAACGUUUGUAGGACUACAACAAGCUUAUUUAGGAAGCGAACGUUAGCUAGCUUAGCUAAUAACAAACCACCUUCUUUCUUCAGAGGUGACAGUGUCCCUUCCAUGUAUUGCUGUAGAGACACAUGGAGGGCCUGACUUCUCUCUAACACAAGCUUUAGAAGAUGUCUCUCAACAAGGAUAUGCCCAGAUUGUGGCCCUCCGGGAGAAACAACAAGUGCUCAGCUCUCUCCAGGCCAUAUUAUCAGACAUUGAGAAGAAAGGCAAAGAAGCUGAAGUGGAGUUAAAAUCCAACGUGAGGCAGAUUCUCAUCCUGGAGGGUGAGAUGGAACAACUGCAGCGACACAUGCAAGACCUGGGCUUGCGUUCCGUCACCGUCUACAACGAAAACACAGAGCUCCGACUGCUGAUCGAAGAAGAGGAGGACAACUUUAGCCGUGUGCUGGCCGGUUACAACACCUACCGGAACAAGAUGGAGGGCCACCGGACAGCCGUCUUGCAAGCGGAGAGCCAGACGAGGGCUCACAGGGAGCUAGUGGAGAAGAGGGCUCUGGUCAGAAUCCUCACAGAGAGGAGAGAGGAGCUGAGGGCCGACCUGGAGAACCCAGAGGGGAAUGCUGUGAAGCAGGCACAGAAAGAGUUGGAUGACAUGAGGGGGCAGAUCUCAGACCGGAGGAAGAUGGUGACUGAGAGAAGAGAGCUCAUCCUGAAGGAGUUUGAGAGUCACACACUGAUCAAGAAGCAUAUCGAGAUCCAGAACAGACGGUACGAUGCCAUCGUGAAGCGUCUCCACUGCCAACUAAUGAAGGCCCAGUCCGGCCACAGGCAGUUGUCUGAUGAUAUCUACCACAUGGAGAGAGAGAUCCAGGACCUCAAGAGACACCUCGAGGUGCCAUAAGUUAGCAUUCUGGUUCAUAAAACUGUAUGUUUUGUAGUAUGACCUAAGGCUAGGAGUUUUCCCUAACCAAGACAUACUUCAGGCACUAGUGUAGGUCUGUGCAUAACUGUUUUGUUGCUCUUCAUUUUCUUUUUUACACUUUUCUCUCUCAUAGUUUUUUCAGUGAAAGUAAUGAAUUGGAAAGCCAUUAAACAAAAACAUGUCUUU
Oncorhynchus kisutch (coho salmon) is the source of this 1226-nucleotide messenger RNA. RefSeq names its product coiled-coil domain-containing protein 122-like. NCBI's taxonomy places the organism in Eukaryota, Metazoa, Chordata, Actinopteri, Salmoniformes, Salmonidae. Bases 447 to 1019 code for a protein of 190 amino acids. The record is from RefSeq and is a predicted model, not a curated record. The transcript has 4 exons.